Molecule: messenger RNA, 1044 nt
Organism: Planococcus citri (citrus mealybug)
Lineage: Eukaryota; Metazoa; Arthropoda; Insecta; Hemiptera; Pseudococcidae
Gene: Ercc1
Product: DNA excision repair protein Ercc1
Exons: 5
Coding region: 147-947 (266 amino acids)
Biological process (GO): mitotic recombination; UV-damage excision repair
Cellular component (GO): nucleus; nucleotide-excision repair factor 1 complex; ERCC4-ERCC1 complex
Molecular function (GO): damaged DNA binding; single-stranded DNA binding
Source: RefSeq, a predicted model, not a curated record
AAAACUUUUUAAAAUUUCGGAAUUUUGCAUUAUUUUUGGCGGAGAAAAAGCGUUUACAAUUUAAUUUAUAAUAAUAUAUUUUAUUUAUUAAAUCAACUACAUAUUCAUCGCCAUUUCCAGAACGUAAUGGCUUAACUGAACCCACCAUGGCAUCAUCUUUUGCUGGUCAAUUUUCCAAUUUAAAGAACUCCGAAUUAUUUCCAAUUGCGAGCAGUAUCGAAAAAGAUGACAAAUCCGAAGAAUCAACGUCAGUCAACAAAGUUACUAAAGCCCUUCCUUCGAAGAGUCAAAAUUCAAUUCUAGUCAGUCCGAAACAAAAAGGAAAUCCGUUAUUAAAAGCGAUUACCGCGACACCGUGGGAAUAUGAUGAAAGUAUAAUUCCAGAUUAUGUAAUGGGUAAAACCACUUGCGCUUUAUUUCUGUCGUUGAAAUACCACAAUUUGAAGCCAGAUUAUAUAAAUGAACGUUUAAAACAACUCGGUAAAAUGUACGAAUUACGCGUACUUUUAGUACAAGUUGACUUGCCCGAUCCUCAUCACGCUUUGAAACAUUUGGUUAGAGUUUGUCUGCUGUGCGAUUUAACGUUAAUGUUGGCCUGGAACGCGCACGAAGCCGGUAAAAUAAUCGAAACGUACAAAGUGUACGAAAAUAAACCCGCUGAUUUGAUUAUGGAAAGGCAAGAAGGCGAAUUAAAACUUCAGGUAAUAAAUGCCUUAUCUUCUAUUCGAUCUGUGAAUCGUACCGAUGCUGCAACAUUACUUUCAACUUUUGGAUCUAUUAAUAAUGUGGUAAAAGCGUCUAAAGAAUCGAUUGCGCUUUGUCCUGGUAUCGGUUUGCAGAAAGCUACUAGAUUACAAAAUGUUCUGAAACAACCGUUCCUCAAGAGCAAGUCAACCAAAACAUCCUCCCAACAGAAAGAAAUUACCAAUUUUUUAAAGAAAACGUGAAAGUUUUGUAAUUUACACGAAUCGUUCAGUAUUAUUAAAUUAAUUUUUUUUUUCAUUCCAUUUUCAAUUUUUUUAAAAUAAAUGAUUAAGUCACGAA